Cygnus olor (mute swan) is the source of this 14688-nucleotide messenger RNA. It is a transcript of the gene RTKN2, whose product is annotated as rhotekin 2. The coding region runs from base 8157 to 9815 and encodes 552 amino acids. Gene Ontology annotation, biological process: hemopoiesis; positive regulation of cell population proliferation; signal transduction. Lineage: Eukaryota; Metazoa; Chordata; Aves; Anseriformes; Anatidae. The record is from RefSeq and is a predicted model, not a curated record. The transcript is spliced from 14 exons.
AAACAGGAGAAACAGCAGCUGGAGUCUUCAGGGAAAAGUCUUGACACAUUGCCAAAGCUCUGCGCUGAAGCUAUGUAAUCUAAAAUGUGUGGUGCGUCGGGCUGAUCCAGCUCGCCUUCUAGUACUGGUAGCUUGUGUGGCUGUCGUGGGUGCUGGAAAGGUCUGGCCUGGGGAGAGGAAGGGGGAUACAAGCCUGAUAUUCCUGUGUCCCAGUGUUCGGAGGGGUCUGUGCAGUUCCCAAAGCAAAGGAGAAGAUGAAGACGUGGUCCUGCAUGGGGAUUGUUUUUCAGUCUGUGUGUGUGUGCGCGUGCAGAUAUCUCCUUGGUUUGUUUCCUAAGUGGCCAAGUUUGUACACACAAGUCCUUGUUAUGGAGCUCCAAGUACUGCAAGCGCAAAGUUGCAGCAAUGCUGACAAAGAAAUCCUGGAAAUAACUGGCUGCAACGAGGAUCGGUGAGAGGGUGAAUUCCCACUCCUCCUCUCCAAAAGCGUGUGCACAUCAGGCGUUCUGUGUUCACACAGACUGUUAAUCACCCGUGCUGAGCAAAGAACAGCCCCCUAACAGAAAGCACGCUGCAAUUUGUAACAUUUAUGUUUUGCCCACAUGUAUUAUCAGUCUUGACAAAAGUGGAAGGAGCACCCUUGUGAUGCAGAGAAGUUAUGCCAGAUGAAAUACAGAACUGCAUCCGUAUUCCCUCCACAAUUCAGACACAGCCAUUUCAUCACACGUGAUUUUUUCUUUGCAUUUCAGGAUAUAAUGAUGCAGUAGCUCGAAGCCUGGGUGAUAUAAUAGACAGGAUGAAGAAACAGGAAAGAAAAAGGAAUGAAGUUCAGCUCAGUAUGAAAGGUCUAAAGAUUUAAACUUGGCGGGGUUUUAAUAAAGUUAGAUGAACAACACAUGAUGCCUUGUGCUAUAUUCAUCUUCCAGCGCUUGAUGUUUCACAUGAUUUUCCAGAAGCUUUCAUUUAUUGAAUUUCCUGCUUAGAUUUUUAGCGAAAAGCAAGGAAGAUAAUGAAACGUCCCCAUUUUAAUUAUAACUUAAUUGCAUACAAUUAGCUAAAUACAUCACUUGCUACAACUACAGUUAAUGCGUUGUUAAAUAUUAUUUUUACAAUAGUGUGCCAAAUGAGAUAUUAAUAAUAUUUGGUAUCAUUAGCACUAGAUUACAAAAAUAUUUGCCUACUGCAUAUUAGGGUGUGAUAUGAUGCAUUUCCGCAUUGGGUGACUGUAUAGGUGACUAAGGAUUAUGAAAUAGCUCUCAACCCAUAUCCUGGAUUUUAAAGCUUCCAGAUUUGUUUGCUUAUUUUAAAAAAGAGGUAAAGUCAAGUUCUUGAUACUGUUUUUAUGGCAUGGCUUUCUAGAAUAAGCGCAUUCACGCUUACUCCUGAGCAGACAUGCUUUCAUAGUUACACUUAGCCUGCCCCAAUUCACUGAAGUUUGAUUUCUUGGUUCCUCUCUAUUCCUAUCUGCCAAGAAUGAUGAGGGGAAAAUUGAUCCUGCCUUGAGGAUGAGGGCUGCACUAAAUGACCUCCAUGGGGCCUUCCCAUCCCUAUUUUUCCUCAAUUCUGUGUAGUCUGGAGCUGUCACGCAUCCAGCCAGCUCACAGAGGAGUCCGGGCAAGCCGGUGUCUGCGCUUUGUGCACCUUCUGUGCUGAGAAAAUCAGCGUGGCACCGCUCCAGCUGUUACUCGGUGGCUUUCUGUUGUGCUGGCGUGAUGGAGAGAUACGAGGCUCCCUCCAGGGUUGGGCAUUCCCUCGGUGCUCUGGCUGCCCUGGGCAAUGUGGUGCCAGGUCAGUCCCGCAGCCUGCAGGCUUCUUGUCUGGCCCUGGGACCCUGGCUCCUCCUGGCUCUGGGGCUGCUGUGGUGCAGGACGGUGCCAAGCACCCUUUGCCAAGGGGCCAGGGCUUCGUCGGCACACCGUGUGCGCCAGCAACGCGCUGCGGAGCGCCUCAGAGGUCGCUGGAGCACAAGAGAGACUCGAGGCACCACAUUUCAGCCAGGGUUCGAACUUUGCCUCUCCUGACCCUGGGGACGGCUCACUCCAGGGUUUUGGUCUGGCCCAAAAGUGAUGACAGGAAGCCUUUGCAAACUUGAAAUGACAUUUGGCUUUCCAGGGCCACCCAGUAUCUGGGCUUGCCUUUCCAGGGCUACAAGUACUUCCAGGUGUUUGGGGCAGAGCCAUGUGUGAAAACAUCCUUUUGGAGACCAAUAGCUCUCUGCCACUUGCGCUGGCCGUAACGUGGAACCAACAACAAAAGGGAAACCCUGGAGAAGGACAGACAGAAAUAAAGGUUCUAGGGACUAAUUGGAAGUGUGGAAGAUGGGUGAUUAAUUCAGAAGAAUAGAAGGAAGAUGUUGCUUUAGUCGUGGCGAAGUUCUGGAUGGGCUGACCGGGGGGCUGAAGUUGCUGGGUGCGCUGUGCAGGGUGGCAGCUGCCGUGCAGCAGUUGGAUGCAGUGUUUACGCAAUACUCUGACAUUUGUGAUUUGCUUUGAAAAUAAAUACGAGUAGCUGCAAUGUGAGAAAUGCACAAGCUCUGCUCCAGAGCUGCCUUUGGUCUUCACAAGGAUCUCCUCUGGCAACAGGGGAGUUUUAUCCGUGUUUCUUCUGCAGUUCUUGGGCUGGGCAUCUGUGCCGGUGGAAACCCCGGGUGUGCAAAGAGGCCGGGGAGGCUGCUUUAUGAUGAGCUCACACUGAAAGCGCAAUUACUUUGGCUUUUAUGGUGUCCUUCUGUUCUUUUGUUCAAAAAUAAAACUUGAGGAUGCUUGGUAGAGGGUUUCUGUAUUUUCUCCCUUCUUCCUCUCUCUCAGCAUCUCAAGACAGAAGUGUUUAACAACAGAUCUUAUUAGAGGGGAAAGUAAGGAAGAGUAGAGUGAGCAGAGAGAGGUGAAGCGAACAUGAACUUGUUUCUGCAGCCUUUGACAGCUCAUCUGGUGGGAAUAAUGAGUAAUUUAUGUAGCAUUCCCCAUUCGGAUUAUUGAGUGGCUAGACUGAAGCUGGGACACACUCCAGGUCCAAAUCAGAUACGACAAAGGGGAUAUUUGUAGUCUUUUGUGUAUUCCUGUAUUGUAUUCAUUUUUAUUAAUUUCCUGAUACUGGAAGCAUUUGGGGUGGGGACAAGAUGGUCUCACUUCCCGCCCUGUCCUCGUAGUGGUCGCUGGGGGUUCUGGGGCCAGCACAGCUGUGGUGGGACUGCCCUGCUGCAUUCACAUGAGGUCCCUGCAUAUCCCCACUGUGCCAUCUGUCACCUGCCUGAGCCCAGCACUGCCCUGGGAGGAGAAGCUGAAGAAAGCAAGCGUUUCAGUGUAGUGUACCAGUGGGGAAGGGUGAUUUUAAAGUACUGCCAAAUCGUUCGCUGAUGUACAAGCGAGUUGCUCUGCCUCUCUGGGUCUGUCUCUGACACUCAGCUCCUCCUGCUUUUCCCCAAAACCCAGCUACUGAGAGAUGUCCUGCUGCUCAGCCACAAGCCCUGCAGCAAAGCGCAGACCCUUUCUCUCCAGCUGUGACGCUGCUCUGCUGGCAGACAGCCUGAGCGUGCAAGCCGGGGGUCACACGUGCGGCCCUGAUCUUACCCCUGCAGCCAGCGCUGUUGUAGGCACCUUACCCUGUCCUAGGAGAGGAUGAAGCUCAGAUAAGCACUUGGGCAGGGGUUUGGCUUCCCCAGCUCACCAGGGCACGCAGGAGAUGAAUUCUUUCUCCAGACAGCUCAAAGGGAGGCUGUAAAACCUUGGUAGGUAGAUUCAGGGCAGAAAAGCAGUGUGCUCCCUGAAAAGCCCCAGCGAGGUGCUGAGGAGUUGGCUGAGGUGCAUGGAGAUGCGGCCCCAGCAGCUCAGCUGCUCUGCGAGCAGUCGCACUGGGGCCAGGGAACUGUGUGCGCAGUGCCUGCACCUAGAGCAGGCUUUUGGGGGGUCCUGCGCUGUGACCUUUCUCAUUGCUCCGCUAACGGUGGGCGUCCUUUUGUGCGCUUACGGAGAAUAGAUGCGCAGCAGACUGGGAAAUACCUCCCAUUCUGUAAAAACAAACAAGCGGAAAGAACCAACAAAAUCCAAAUAAACCCCUGAGAGGCCUUUUCCUACGGCAGUGACUCUGGUGUAAGGGUUUGGGAGAGCUCUAGUUAGAAAGGAAAAUAGGAAUUUCAGCUUGCAAUAUAUUGUGCCUGUUUUGCUGCUAAUGAAAUCAUAUGCUACCCAUUACACUUAGGGGCAUAUUACUUUGCAGAUUGCAAACAACCUUUUUGGGUAACUAUUAAACAAAUUUAAAUGUGUCCUAAUUACAUUUAUUCACAGCAGCUAAGAUUCUUGAAAGUAAUGUUACUUUUCCACUGUAGAUCUUUAUAGCCAAUUUAGCAUUUCCAUUAGUUUCCAAAUGCGUAUGUCGUUGAAAAAAAUAUACCAACAAUUCCUCUGAGCCAGGUUCACUCCCACUGCAAUCCUUUUACACCCUUGCAUCUGCCUUUUGCAGACGUUACUUCGGUUUUAUACCAGUGCAGCUAGAAAUAGAAUUAGGUCUCCUACCUCCAGCCAACGUUAUUCAGAGUAAAUCCUCUUUGACAAAGCAGCAGCCAGCUAGCUGCCAGCUCUUGGCAGGCUGUUGCGGAACCCUGGAAUUGAUAUCAGUUUUAGAAGUUGAAAAUGCACACGAGGCUUAACAGAGAGGUAUUAUGCAUUUCUUUAAAAUGAGUGAGCACACUUAAAACCUAAGGCAGCUGUCAGGAUGGGCCCUCCACAGUCCCCUGAGCAUUUGGUAGCUGCUAAGGAAGGAAACCGAAAAUGGAUCACCUAUUUUUUCCACGCUGAUGCUAAUUUACUACAUGAGUGUCUCAGUAUCUCAGUUUAUCCGUAAAAUGGGCAAAUUGCUUACCUGGGCACUCCACCACAGAGCAGGGAGGCUUAUUAAUGUCCAGCAAUAGUAGCUGUAAUUGUAACAACCUCCAUCAGAAGGGCUCAGAGUGUUCAAAGGAGGACCCAUUACCCCGGUUUUGUGAGUGGGGUAAAUGAAACCGAGAACUGAAGUGACCUGUUGGAGCUGGCUCAUGGCAGCAGCCAGGCUCCCUGAGGCGCGAGGCACACGCUUGAGGCAGCCGCUAGAGACACGUUAGUGGGACAGGUGCCUUCACAUGCAUCUCCAAAUGCACCAGGUCCAUGUGAGCCUACAGCCCUAGGGAACCACCUCGCUCCCUGCAGAGCUUAGCGGGGCAUUGCAGGCCGGAUUGACUGCGGUCUUCUUGCAGUUUCGGGACUGGUUCUCUCUGUUGUCUUAAGCAGAGAAAUAUCCAUAGCUCUCCCUUGCAGUAUUUAGUAUUAGGAAUUUUGUAAUGCAAUUGCUUAUAUAUUCUUCCUGACCCUGUUCUCCUUGUAUCAAUAUGAAUUUGAAUUGUUUCUCCUUUUAAGCAAAAGGCUAAUAUUUCUUUCCGUCACCCACUAACUAAACCUAGAAUACCUGCAAUUAACUUAAACACCACUAACAAAGCCUCUAUGUUUUGCAAUGAGCUGGAGUCAAGACGAUGUAAAGUGACUCAUGGUUUAUAUACACGUGUAUGAAAGCCAAACUAGCCUUUGGAUAGCUACGGAUUCUUUCCAUCCCAUAAAAGACUGGUAGUUCAUACUGUUUCUCAUAUUUUAGUUGCUGGGAUUUCAUGCUGAUUGUGGUAUUUACUUAAAAUAACAAGCUAUGUGAGUCUGUCCAAUUCCCAAGAACCCCAUUGCCACUUUUCGUUACAAGCUACCAUUAAGUGACAGAAUUACAUUGUUCAUGUCCGCAGGUAUCCUGAACAUUAGACCUGUAUCUUGUGUGUAGUUUUCCCUCAUUGUUACCUGGCGGUUGUCUGCUUGUAUUCCCUCACCUCGAAUCUCUACCAACCAGAAACUAUACACUUGUAGAAGAGGCAUGCUGUUCUGUUACAGUGACUCAAUGGCUUUGCUCGCAGUCCUCUUUUUGUGCGUUAGCAAAAAUCCAUUUUUCUACCUGCAGCAUGAGUGCUGUUGCUGAUUAAAACUUUGUAGUAGAUUUUGAAUUGAAUCCAUAGUACCAGGGUGAAGGUUAAGUGUGCUGACAGCUUGCGGCUCCCUUGCGCAUUUCUUUGAAGCUGGAGGCAAGAGGGGGCAUGGUGGUCGGGUCUUGGUGUCCACUUAGAGAAGGAUUGGAUGAUGGACUAGAGUUCAGUCUCCAUUUCAUCUACAGAAGACAGUGUCUUACUUGCUAAUACAAGCUGCUGUUGGCUUCGACCACAUUCAGGUACUCAGAUGAAUUCUUGGCCAACUUGUGAUGUAGAUCUACUGUUUAGAUUCAUCUGUACCAUCCCUAGCAUGUAACUUAAUUUUCUCGUUGGCCUUCACUUUUAUUUAAAAAGCUCAUAUAUUUAAAAGGGGGACUCAGCUGUGGCUUAUGGCUCCAGUUGCAAAUCCUACAAGGAGCGCGUCCCAAUAGCAAGAAGCCAGCAACAGCCACGUUGGCUGCAGCUCCUUGGAAAGGUAGGACAGCCCACACAACCACCCCACAGUUGUGCACGCUCAAUAAGCUGCAACACUGGACUCGCAGUCCCAGAGAUUCUGUAGGUUAAUUCAGAUUAGAAGUGCUUUGGGGAUUAAGAAGUGCUUUGGGGUUACAAGAUGCAUGUAUCCUAGCACGGGGUGUUUACCAUUCUCCUUAAUGCUGCCUUCGGGAGCUGUGCACUGCCCUGUACAUGCUGUGCAUGGUACAGUUUGCAGGGGUGGGAAGGGCUCUUGGUGGUCUGCAAUGCUUUUUUGGUGUGUCGUAGCAAGGCAAGUGGUGCUCGCCACACUUGUAGCACAGUAGUCAAAAGACAGGUUCAAGCUGUGUCUGUCAACCAAAUAUACUUCCAUGGGAAACCAACCGGCAGGUAAUCUAAACAGGAUGCUUGCGGAAGAUUGUAAUCUCUAUCAGUGUAAGAACAAGGCAACUUGAGCUGAAGUUAAAUUUGAAAGAAGCCUUAAUUCGGAGCCCCGUUUUAACAUGUUCUUCGUUUCUUUCUUUCCAAGUUGACCAAGCUGAAACCAAUCUGCCUCAAAUUUCAUAGUCAAGAUUGUGUGCCAAGAUUAUGUAUAAAGUGGGUCAGCUAUUCAAAGCUGGUAAUUUAUUUGAAUACUGGAUUUGUACUGAUUUGUUGUUAUCUAAACUGACUAAUGUUUCAUAAAAACAGAUUUCUGCAUGUGGAUUGCUCUGAAAGUGGCAAAUCCUGCAUUUGUGCUGCCACGUUGCUCUGAGGCGCUCCUCGAGUGCCGCUGGGCACCCCAGCCAGGUGGGCUUGCCUCCCCCCUGGGGCACUGCUUGUUGAAGCAGGGAAGUGCUUGAGAAGAGAGGGGGAGUCAUUUCUGACAUGAAAGAGGGGCUGUGCCAGCUGGGUUGAAACAUUUUUAGGACAUCUUAAUGUUCUUCGGGGGGGGGAAAAAAAAACAACACAGAACGACAACCUUUUUAAUACAUAUUCGCAAUCUUCAAGCUCCCUGAAGCUUUCUUGGGGCAGCAAACAGUUGUUCAUCAGCACUGUAUGCAUAUUGCACUGGUAAAUGCCAUAGUGAUGGGCGUAACAGGUGCAUUGAGUUCCUGUCUGUGCCUCGCCCAGGUGUGGGUCAUCUUAGCUGGAGUUUUUCUGCACCCAGCUGGGAGCUGUGCAGCAGCUCCCAGGCAGGGGACUGCAGGGAAGUUCCCUCCUGCAGCUGCCACUGUCCUGGCCCUCACCUUUCUGCCCCAUAGCAAAGCCCUUGUGCUCUGGGGUGGAGGCAUCUCCCUGCAGAGGGGAUGUGUGCCCCGCAGCUCCCGUUUCAGAGGCACCUCCUGACUGACUGGGAUGUUUCUCAGCACAGACCGGCACACAGGCUGUGGCAGAGCAUGAAGACGCAGCUCCUCCUCGGACUCGGUGAGGCGCUGCUUCAAGGCCGCGAUCAUCUCCACCGCCACGUCCACCUGCCUGCUCAGCGCCCGCUCCCGCCGCUGCACCUCCUGCUUCUUCUGGGAGAGCUGCACGAACGCCGCCCGCACCUCCAGCAGCUCCGCCGUUUUCUGGGCCAGCUCUUUGGAAUAUGACAUCCAAGAGAAGAUUAACUUUGAAAUCCGCAUGCGAGAAGGCAUCUGUAAACUACUUGCAGUGAGCACGCAGAAAGACCAACUUUUGCAAGCGGUUAAAAACCUUAUGGUUUGCAAUGCUCGUAUACUUGCAUACCAGGCAGAGCUACAGAACCAACCUGGAGAGCCAGUCUCAUGCGGAACUGAGGGACGGUCAUCAGGCACUGGGACAAAAGACCGGGUGGCAUGCAGAGCAAAAGUUGCUAUAUCAGGGACUUUCACAGUGGGAAGUGCUUUUUUUUUUCCUGUCACUAAACACUGAAUACCUUUCAAAACUAAAUAUCCGAAUACCAUUAAUGUGGAAAGAUUCUGAUCACUUCAGCAAUAAAGAAAGAUCACAGCGCUACGCAGUGUUUUGUUUGUUCCGAAUGGGAGCUGAGGUUUUUGAUACAGAGGUGGCUAUUGUGGAUAAAGCAAUAACAGAUAUCUGUUUUGAAAAUGUAACCAUAUUUGAUGAAGCAGGACCAGAUUUCCAGGUGAAGGUUGAAGUGUAUAGUUGCUGUACAGAGGAGUCUUUAUAUGUGACAAACACUCCUAAGAAACUAGCAAAGAAGCUUAAAACAUCCCUCAGCAAAGCUACAGGGAAGAAACUCAAAGCUGCACUGGAAGAAGACGGCACUGAGUCCCUUUUGCUCACUGACCCAGUCAUACAUGGAGCAAAGUACAACUUGUUAGCAUAUACCACUUUGGGGCUGGAGAGUGCUGAAAAUGGUUUCAGGACCCACAACCUUACCAUUACAGGAAAUGAGGAAUCUUCUUUUUGGCUCCCCCUGUAUGGAAACAUGUGCUGCCGUUUAGUUGCACAGCCUUCCUGUAUGACUAGGGACAUGAUGGCAGGAUUUUUGAAUCAGCAGCAAAUGAUAGGAAGUUUAACUAGCUGGAGGAGGCUGUACUGCGUACUGAGAGGUGGAAAGCUCUUUUGUUAUUACUCACCAGAAGAAAUUGAGGCUAAACUGGAGCCAGCAUUGACAGUUUCCAUCAACAAGGAAACCAGAAUUCGAGCUGUGGGUAAGGACUUCAAGAGAAGAACUAAUAACUUUUCUGUUAUCAACCCUGUGUCUGGAGAGGCUGUGACUCAACUUUUUGCUACUGACAGUAGGGAAGAACUUCAUAACUGGAUGGAGGCUUUCUGGCAGCACUUCUAUGAUCUGAGCCAGUGGAAACAUUGUUGUGAAGAACUUAUGAAAAUUGAGAUUAUGUCACCACGGAAACCACCUUUGUUCUUGACAAAAGAAGCGACCUCCGUCUACCAUGAUAUGAGCAUUGAUUCUCCAGUGAAACACGAGGGCUUAGCUGAUAUCAUACAAAGAAAAAUUGAAGAGAGUGAUGGCGAGUUCCUGCUUUGCCAGCAAAAAGAGUCUGCAUCUUCCUUAUGGGCCUCACUCUUUGAUGGAUCUCAUGAGAUGGUCGUUCAGAAAAACAUGCAUCCAGCCCCCAGAAGAGAUACUGCAAGUCCCAGUGAUGGCAAAGGGAAGAAAAGAAGAGCUCCACCACCACCCUCUAAGUCACCAUACAGUACAAAAGCACAAGUGGACACACAGCAACUUGCCUUGCAACUUGGCAAGGAAAACUGGGAGAAACCUGACAGCGCACCUUGUAGUUCUUUGGAUUCAAAGUUAUCUAUGGUAACACACAUGCAGACACCUGUUGCUGCUCCUCGCAAAAUUGGUCCUUGUAGAAAAAACAGUUUAUCUGACCAUGGAAAUACCAGUUCUUUGGUUGCCAAGACAGUCUGAAACUAAACCAGUACCAACCCCUAGGCAGAAAUGCAUCGCAGAAAUGCUAGACCCUAGAUCAUGGUUGUAGCCACGGACAUAAUAAUUAGCUUAAAAGAGUCCCUGGAAUUUUAAGUUCCUCAGUCUUAAUACUAUAACUUUUGAGUGAAAAUAGAUUUUACCAUACAGCUUGUAAGUAUUGAGUUUAAAGUCUUUUUGGUUUAGUUUUCUGUCUUUUAGCCAGGAUGUUACUACUAGCUGCAUUCUCAGCUGUACUCAUUAUUGCUAACAUCUAAAUAAUUGCACUAGUAAUCAGGAACGGUUUAUAUGAAAUAAUGAUGCCACUUCUGAAACAGUGGUUUGGUACUUUUGCCUUGAAAAGUUGGCAGUAUUCAGGGUACCUCAGUGUCCCUGCACCACGGAUUUUACUGUUGCUUUCUACCAGUCCCUCAGCUUAUCCCAUCUGCAGCUCCUCAAGCUAGUUCAAUUGGGAAUUUCACACAUUCAGCGCUAGGCUCGCAAAAAUGAUUUUCUUGGGCUCCAUGCUUGGCUUCACCUGAAAUAUUCUCAUAUCUCCCUCACUGUUUGGGAACCGCUGCUUAUAAGAUAAUGUACUGUGAACAGUUACUGCACACUUCUGAAUAGCUGUAUACGAAUUUCUGAAGCAGUUCUAUCAAUUUAACGUGGAAUCUCUUCGGUGCUUCCUGGUGCAUGCACUGUCUGAAUGGACCAGGAUUAUCUGUGUACGAGCAAAAAUGGAAUCCAUCACUUUGGCUUAUUUUGGAGUAACGCAAACAUGUAAAAGCAGUACUGCAUAUGAACACUCAUUUGGGAUUUCAUUUUUAUGGUGUAUUUUUUCUGAUGAAUGGGGCUCUGUAGCAUCACUUCUCCUUCAUGGAACCUCUCAGCUGCUCCUGGUAGAUAGCUGGUUUGUAAACAUGACCGUUACUAGUAAACAUGUAGGUUUUUUUGUUCUCCCACUCAUCAUUUCUGAAAUAACAGAGAAUAAGUACUUCAGGUGAAAAUACUGAACUUUGAUGUUCUUACAUCAGACUGCCAUUUUUGUUAGAAGCAUGAGUUAUUACAGUUCCUAUGGCACCUGCAAAACAUCUUUUGCAUACAGAAAAGGCUUCUCUGCUGGAUUCACAGUUUAAAUAUCCAGUCCUUUCCUUGCUUGAUGUAUUUCCUUCAGAAGCUGGAACUUAUCCAGGAGCAAAGGUCUACUCGCAGAUUUCCCUCUAGAGCCUUCAUAUUCAGACCAGAGUUGAGUCAUAUCAGCAACUGUAUACAUCCAGUUCAUUAAUUCUUUUCUAAAGUACAGAUGGCUUUGGGAGCUUUACCAUUUCUCCAGAAGAUAUUGUGUGCAUGGUUGGUUGGUUUAUCUAUUUUUCUGUCUUUGCUAAGCUGUUGGCUAUACGGUUGUAAAGGUAUCUGCUGGAUUUCCUCCUUAGUUCAUUGGCUAUUUGGGGGUAGGACUUGAUGGGCAGGUUUCAUUUACAAAUCCCUUUGCAGGAUUAGAGCCCUCUGUUUCUAGAAUGCCAUUGUUCCUUCUUCAUUUAAUCACGUUGCAUUUUCCCCCUGAAACAACCAUAAUAAUUCUUACAACAAAUCAUGCUGUUACUUAAGUGGAUGGUUUGUGAAUGGUUUAUAAAUAGGAACAGAAAAACUGAAGAAUAACUACAUGAUUAUGUAAAUUAGACACAGUCAACUAAGUGGACUGUGCAACUCUGAACAAGAAAGAGGAAAAAUAAACACAGGGGAGUGGUGCAUAUUUUCCAAGAUGCAGCAGCAGUUUAUUUAACUUUAAAUCUAGCCUUAAAUGUUACUGUGCUCUGGAAAGAAAGAAUACCUUUUUCUUGGUAACCUCCUUCCACUUAGUUGCUAUAUUUCAAAAUAAAUCUGUUAUAUAUAUAAGGCAAGAAGGCAGCAUAAUGAGGAUUCAUUUUUAAAUUCAACAGGCUAUUGAAUUUCAGCGAGCAGUUUCCCUAUUAAAUUCAGGAGCUUUGUUUUGAACUACAACACACAUAUUUUACACAGGCAUUUAAUAUUAAAGUCUUCAAGUGAUGAGAAUUUACUCAUACCUCCUGUUGCAAUAGUUAAUUACCCCAGGUACAUUUUUCACUUGAUUUUUUUAAUUUGCAUUUCUAGCUCCACCUUAGUUAUUUUGGUCUUUUUAUGCCUUUGAUUGCUUAUAUUGAUCUCUGUAGUAUCAGCUUUUCUAAUUGCUUGUGUGUAGCUAUAAAUUGUGAUUGUCCCUUUUAACCUUUUCUCUGAUGAGAUGUACUGAAUUCCUUAACUUUCUUACAGCAAUGAAUGCUAUUCAAGACUAAUUAGUCUUCACGUUCUUCUCUACUUCUCAUGUAUUGAAAUAUUUUUGUGUGACCUCUGAAUUAGAUGCAACGUGUCAAUAGCGAUCCACCAGGACUAUACAGAGACAUAAUGUGAACCUCUUACUCUUAUUAAUACCUCACUACCCUAUUUCCUCAAAAAUCAUAUUAUCCUUUUUUUUUUUCUGCGGAGAGUUACCUGGGAUGCUGGCUUUUAUGGCUCAAGUCCUCUUCAGCGUCUUUUGAGAAUGCGGUACAUCAUCCUCUUAUUAUCCUACCUUAUUUUUUCUUAUAAGCGUGCACUGUAUUUUACCAGCAUUAAAAUACUGCUUAUGAAGUGAUCCAGAUUGCUCUGUAUAAGUGACCUGUCCUCAUUCUUUACUACUCCAAUGGUCUGCAAGCCCAUUGCAAAUUUAUUGCAAGUGAUUUUUACAGUUUCUUCUGGAUCAUUGAUUUUUAAAAUUGAAUGCAAAGCAAGGUUUGUAGAGAGAGCUGAUAAGUUCUUAUUAGAUUGGUGACAUGGACGAGGGGGACAGAGAAAAGCAAACAGACACACCAUGGAGUUCAUGUCUCUUUUUUUUCCCAGAGUCUUUAAAAAAUUGAAUAAGAUGGAAAUUCCAGGACAAACAUCUGUGCUUCUUGCUGAUUCCCUAUUAAUGCUGCAGUUUGAAAUUACCCGUCUGUCUUCAAUACAACAGUCUAUAUUGAUUUUUAUCUAGCAUGGGUAUCUUAAAGAAAAUGACAAGUUCAUCUGCUUUCCACUAGGUGCCUUAGGGUUCCUGAGGAUAACACCUCAGUACAGGUGUCUCUGCAAGCUUACCCUAUCAAAGGGAAAAAUGCAGCAUGUUGUUCAAGACCUAUUCACCAUGAAGCUGUGUUGAUUGACAUUACACAUCUAUCCUUAAAUUAGUCUCAUAUCCAUUUCACUGUAUUGCCCAGAUCACCACUAAGCAAACGAGGCCAUUAAUUACCCUGAUCAUCCUUCAGCACAAUGAUGUUGUUCUUGCAGUCCUGUGAAAUGUCAUGACUGUGGUGAGACUUGUUAAACUAAUUACAUGUUUAGGCUCCUACUGCUGGAAAGGCUUCUGCUACCAAAUGUAGAUGCUGUUAUUUUAAGCAACCACUCACUAUGCAAUCCCUAUUAUGAAGCAGCAGUUGACUUCAGGUUUCAAUAUUUAUUGUACUGACUUAAUCUUUUUUUUUCCUGAUGUGUUGCCUUUUAUUAGUGCCUUCGAAUCUUCUGUGCAGCAGGCUGGUUUCACUGAUUAAAAACUGCAUGCUACUAGCAAACGUUGAUCUUAGCAAUACAGUAAAGUCAGUUUGAGGGAAUACGGUUGUACUCAGUUUUUGUAUACUCAAGAGAACAUAAAUGCAAUAAAUGCAGCAAAUUUUAGGAGUAUAAUUACAAGGUAUACCUGUGAGGAAGCUUUAAGGUUUUUUUGGCUUUUCUGUAUAGUGACAAAUUACAAGUAUUUCAUUACUGCUCCUGGUCCCUUUCUUAUUAUUACAUAGACUUGUUCAGAAAUUCGACCUCCUCCUCUGUUUUUUUCCUCAAGUUUUACAGACCAUAAUAAGGAUGAAUGUUCAAAACAGGAAUUCAAUAACCAAAAGUCAUUUGAUUAACAUCUCUAAACAAUGCAGAAGUAAGUCACAAAGGAACAAGUGAUAUUAGCCGGCCUCCUGCUGUGAUGAGGCUUUUAAGACAGCAGAGGCCUGGGGCUUCUCCCAGCCAUUGCAGCCCCAUUACCCAACGUUCAUGUUUGUGCAAGCAAGUCAGUGCGCUGCUGCCUUGCAGCAGUCUGUGGAAAACCAGUGUGUGUUCAGAGACAUUGCACCUCUUGUGAGCGGCUCAAACUACCAAGUGUAGCACAGAGAAGACAUCAGUAGACUUGCGCAUCUUGUUCAUCUGCUGUGGCUGAGCAACAUGUGAAGAGGUGCUUUUCUAAGGAACACAUCAAGCCUGCUCUGAAAAUUGUACCUGUUUGUUCUCUGCUGGAAUGAAUUAAUUUCUUCUUAAAAGCAAUUAAGCAGUGGGACUGUGGUCUUGAAGUAGGGUGGAGAAAGUAGUCAACCUGAACUUUUCUGUUAGGAAGCACAACUUAAAAGCAAUUGCUAGUCCGAACUUGAAUGUAAAUUUCACAGAACAAGAACAACUUCUAAAAUACUGACUGAACAAAAUGUGGUUUAGCAACUUUUUAGGUUGUACCUUGUGUCAUUUGCUAUUCACUUGGUCUUGCAACGGGAGGCAGUACCUUUUGUUAUUUUGAAGACGUUAGCUUGAAAUGUUUACAUUUUUACUAGUUUUGUGACUUUUUUCCUAUGGUAGUCAUAUUAAUAGUCAUUUUACAGUGCUUUAUACAUAUCUAGAAAUACUGUCCUAGUAUUCAGAGUUGAUCUGUAAUUAGUGUAGAUUGCUGUUAAUAGAAAAGUGCAGAUUUGGAACCUAAUGUAUUGUGAAAUGUUAGAACAGGAGUCCUAAUUUUUUUUUGCUGAUAACGUAAUGUAUUUCAAUUAAAAUGUGCAAGUGGAAUUAAAAAUAUUUCUUUAAAAAAAUGUUAAAAGGUGUU